Molecule: messenger RNA, 1134 nt
Organism: Rotaria sp. Silwood1
Lineage: Eukaryota; Metazoa; Rotifera; Eurotatoria; Philodinida; Philodinidae
Source: the annotation of a GenBank genome assembly
AUGUUUCCUGCCGAACAUCCUGCUAUGACAUCGGAACGAGUCGAAAAUCGACGCAAGGGAGUUUUAGCCAAGCUUCAAGCUGCUAACAUUGAUCCAGAAAAUGAUGGCAUGUUCGAAAAUGCCGAUGAUUAUCACACAUUUUGGCAUUGUCUUCACGGUAAUAGUUAUCUUAAACCGUGUCCAACAAAUUUAAUUUGGUCACAAGUAGAGUGCCAGUGCGUUGGGGACACAAUGACACCAACAGUUACAAUAACAACAACAACAACAAAAGAGACGGUUUUGUCAACGACAGAAACAAUAUCAAAUUGUUUGGAAUCAAAUCUAAUCACAUUUGAAAAUGCAUCAACCUAUUCCAAGAUCUCAAAUGGUUAUCAUGGUUUAAAAUGGACGAAUGCUUAUGUACUUGAUACACAACUAUAUCCACAAUGGUCCGACAGUGGCUUUUAUUCGGCUGUAAAAUCGGGUACUUGGGUUGCAUUCAACAUGAAUGGCGAACGAAUGACAAUCGCUAUAGAUAUGCCAAAUAAAUUUAGUAUAAAAUCAUUUGUUGCCUCCUCUGCAUGGAAUGAUAGUGUAACAUUAUCGAUGGUUUCACAACGUGCAUCAACGUAUUAUAAAGAAGCAUCAUUUAAAAUUGAAAAAAAUCGUUCAACUAUGAUUGAAUUAAAUUGGUUCGAUAUUAAUACAAUUACAUUCUAUGCAUCAACUAAUAAUGGUCAACAUAUAGAAGUUUUUGUCAUUGAUGAUUUAUGUUUGGAUUCAACCGCGCUUUCAACAUCAACAUCAACAUCAGCUGAAAUUAAAGAUAAAUGUUCAUUGAACGAAAUAUUAUAUCAAGCUCAUUGUUACUACUUGGAUGGUGUAGGAGGAGAAUGUCCAUACGGUUAUAGUCUUGGAUCAGAAACGGUCUUAUCUCUUAUAGCUGAUUCAUUUAUUGGUUUAAAUUAUAAAACAGCAAUUUCGGAUAACUGUUGCGUUGUAACAUCUGAAAAAUACUCAAAUUAUGGAAUUAAUUCAGUGGAUCAAUGCAAUAAACAAGGACCAUUCACAGUUGUGCCCAGCCACAAUGGUGGUGGAUGUAGGAAUAAUACAACUAAGUAUCGAAGACAACUAACAUUUUGUAUGAGCAAUUAA